UUCAGACACAAUCACUCCUGCGGAUGUUGGGCUCAGAGAUGAUAAUAUUGAGGAUGACAGGGGGCAUGGAUUUUUUGAGUCCAACUUCCUCAAGAGUUCAGCGAGGGUGGCCCGAUGGGCGCAGCCUAUCACCUACCUUCAUAUCUACGAAUGCGACGCUUUCUCUAUUGGAAUAUUCUGCUUACCAACUUCAGCCGUCAUUCCUCUGCAUGAUCAUCCAGGAAUGACUGUAUUGAGCAAAAUCCUUUAUGGUUCCAUGCAUGUGAAAUCUUAUGAUUGGAUAGAGCCUACUGUGCUAGCAAGUAGCCAGCCAGCAAGACUAGCCAAGUUACAUAUGGAUGAUGUUCGGACUGCCCCGUGUCCAACCUCCGUUUUGUAUCCCCAAAGUGGUGGGAAUUUGCACUGCUUUACUUCAGUAUCUUCAUGUGCUGUUCUUGACGUCCUUGCCCCACCAUAUUGCGAAGAUGCUGGUCGGAUCUGCACAUAUUUUCACGAUUAUCCAUUUUCUAGCCUCUCAGCAACAGCUGGACUUGCAAAGGUAGCUGGCAACCCAGAUAAUUACGCAUGGCUGGAGGCCAUAAACACUCCAGUUAAUAUUUACAUGCGCACUGGCAUGUAUACUGGUCCACCUGUACAGGAACUUCAGACAUAAGAAAUCCAAGAUGAACCAGAUCAUCAGGCAGUGCAUUACCUGAUAGUACACUUCAAAUGUAAUGCCUUGAGUGUUCUAUUUUCAUGGUCAGCUUUUCCCCUUUGUUCUCCUUUGUUCAGAAGCUGUUGGGCUUCAGUGAAGAGAUAAGUUUUCACAGUAGUUUCUCAGGCAGUUUAUUAGUGAGGGGUUCAGGUUCAGUGGCCAGAGCAGCUGUUCAGAGAUUGUAGCUUAAUUAUGUUGUUCAACGCUGGUAUGAUUUUGAAUGCAAAAUUUGUUACUGGUGUUGCUA
Molecule: messenger RNA, 941 nt
Organism: Panicum virgatum (switchgrass)
Lineage: Eukaryota; Viridiplantae; Streptophyta; Magnoliopsida; Poales; Poaceae
Product: plant cysteine oxidase 3-like
Exons: 5
Coding region: 224-652 (142 amino acids)
Molecular function (GO): oxidoreductase activity, acting on single donors with incorporation of molecular oxygen, incorporation of two atoms of oxygen
Source: RefSeq, a predicted model, not a curated record